AUGAAGCUCCUUUUCUUCUCUCUGCCUCUCGCCUACGCCCUCAACAUCGUCUCGUCCAAUGACGAUGGCUGGGCUGAGAGCAAUGUCCGCGCCCUUCACAGCGCUUUGACCGAUGCCGGUCACACCGUGGUGCUUUCCGCGCCGGCCGAGAACAAGAGCGGUUCCGGGUCCAAGGACGAGGAUCCGACUGCUCUGACCGACCCCUGCCAAUACAACAGCUGCCCCGCCGGCAGCCCGGCCACGGGAUACAAUGAGUCGUCCCCGGAACUCAACUACGUCAACUCGUAUCCCGUCACCUCGAUGAACUACGGCAUCGACACUCUGGCCCCCAAAUUCUUCAAUGGCGCGCCCGACCUCGCCGUGUCGGGUCCCAACGUCGGUGCCAACCUCGGCAUCAGCGUCUUCUUCUCCGGCACCGUCGGCGCUGCCACUGCGGCCGUUAAGGCUGGAGUCCCAGCCCUCGCCUUCUCUGGCCGGUCGGGCUCCCCUACGGCGUGGAACGAAACCACCCCUGAAUCGAGCACUUUCUACGCAGACCUGGCCACCAACUUCACCGAGCGCGUCGUGGCCAACGGAGCACCGUACCUGCCGGACGGCACCUGGCUGAAUGUGAACUUUCCGAAGUUCGAGGACGGCUGCGACAGCGUCGGCGACGUCAAGUUCGUCUUGACGAGAAUCUUCACUGCUGUGCCGUUGGUCUCUGGUGACGAUGUGGAAACGUGUGGCAGUAACCGGCUUCCUACGGAGACGAAGGUCGUCCUGUCCGGAUGCUACGCUAGCGUGUCGGUUGGGCAGUCUAGUGACAAGAGGGAUGCCAAUGCGACGGUACAGGGAGAGGUGCUGGAGAGACUGGGCGGGUUGGAGUGUUUGGAGUAG
Aspergillus melleus is the source of this 876-nucleotide messenger RNA. Its product is annotated as 5'/3'-nucleotidase SurE. Bases 1 to 876 code for a protein of 291 amino acids. The record is from RefSeq and is a predicted model, not a curated record. NCBI's taxonomy places the organism in Eukaryota, Fungi, Ascomycota, Eurotiomycetes, Eurotiales, Aspergillaceae. The transcript has 2 exons. Gene Ontology annotation, molecular function: nucleotidase activity.